Hypanus sabinus (Atlantic stingray) is the source of this 3403-nucleotide messenger RNA. Its product is annotated as zinc-binding protein A33-like. The record is from RefSeq and is a predicted model, not a curated record. NCBI's taxonomy places the organism in Eukaryota, Metazoa, Chordata, Chondrichthyes, Myliobatiformes, Dasyatidae. Gene Ontology annotation, molecular function: protein binding; zinc ion binding. The transcript has 8 exons. The coding region runs from base 1116 to 2606 and encodes 496 amino acids.
UUCCCAUUUGAGCGACAGGCACUGCAGCCAAUGACAGCAGGGGUCAGUGUUACGUCUGAGCUACGAUAGGCUGGAGGAAAUCGGCCCAUGACCAGCCCCUCCUCUUCCGCUCCAUCGCCAUGGCGGAGAUCAGCGAGUCGCUUCUGUCGGUGUCGCCGGCCUCGGCGCCCACAAGGACGGUUGUGAUUCCCCUUCGCGCCUCGGUGGGUCUGUUUCGGGGACGUCUGUGGUGGCUGACGAAACAUGCUUUGACAGGGAGCGAGCGAGGAUCAAUGACUACAACUCCCAGAAGGCCCCACUGAUGACGUUGUGGUGUUGUUUCGGGCUUUCCCACCACAGAUGUAAGGCUCAAUGGUCUAUAAUUAUCUGGACUAUCCCUACUACCCUUUUUGAACAAGGGGACAACAUUCGCCUCCCUCCAAUACUCCGGUACAAUUCCCGUGGACAAUGGGGACAUAAUGAUCUUCGCCAGAGGCUCAGCAAUCUAUUUCCUUGCCUCGUAUGCAGAACUGGGAAGCGCAGAUGGAGUUCAACACAGAUGAAGAGGUUCAUUUCUGCAGGUCAAAUUUGAACACAGAAUAUAAUAUUAAUGCCCAUCACGCCUACCGGGACACAGGCCGUCAACAGCAGCUCCUCAGAUUCCCCUCGUCUCAGAUUCAAUCGUCUUCCAGGGGAUGGACCGUCCGAUCUCAGGGAUGAGGCCUUUGGAGAUUAAUUUGACAUUUCUGUGCACUGCCACUUUUCGGGACCAGGUUGCAAACCCCAGGCCCAACGCCGCUCCUUUCGGAGCCGGGUUCAGGCAGUCCACGGCCGAGUACUCAUUUCUGUUCUGAUCUGUUUAAUGCGUUGCUGAUCUCACUCUGCGAUGGAAAUUACCACUAUUACUUCCCAUUGAACACAUCCAGCAGCAGAAUGUUCAUUCCCUGAGACUGUUCCGACAUGCUUAAUCUGUUUCUGAUCCCUCCCUGAUAUAGAUACAAUUCCUCCCCCAGACAGCAACAUAAUGUUCACUCCCUGAGACUGCAGUGCGCGUAGUGGACAAUCGCGGUACUGCAGGGGAUCAGCAGCUCCCCGAAGGUGAAAGCAUUCUGAAUCAGGAAGUGCCCGGAGUUAACAUGGCUACCAAAGGAGAGACCGAGAGUUUGAGCGAGGAGGUAAUUUGUCCCGUCUGCCUGGAUUUCUUCACCGAUCCGGUAUCACUGGAGUGCGAACACAACUUCUGUCGCUCUUGUAUCACACGAUGUUGGGAAAGGGAGCAAAGAAACCCCUGCCCGGAAUGUGGAGAAAUGAUUGCUGACGACACCCUUAGGGUGAAUCGGGCCUUAGCAAAUCUGACACAAAAAUUUCGGAAUUUAAACCUGAACCAGAAAGGGAAGGAAAGUAAACGUCAGUGUGAGGAACAUGAGGAAGAACUGAAGCUGUUUUGUGAAACGGACAAGACACUGAUCUGUGUGAUCUGUGCAGCUGCGCAGGAACACAGAGAGCACCGCUUCAAGACGAUUAAAGAAGCUGUUAAAAUUUACAAGGAUCAGCUAAAAUCUUCCUUAGACUCUCUCACAAAAAAGAAAUCAGACUUCCAGGAAAAGGAGCAGCAACAGAAAGAGAAAAUUUCCGGAGUUCAGGAACAGUCACACAGCCUUCUGUCCCACGUCACAGCACAGUUUGCUGAACUGCGCCAGAUUAUCACUGAGAAGGAGCAAAUCUUACUCAGGGAUCUCAGGGAAGAAGAGAAGAGGAUUCUCAACCCAAUGGAGAAAAAUCAUCUCGCUCUUCAAGAGAAUAUAAGGAUUAUUCAGGAGGAAAUCACUAAGUUAAAGGAACAAAUGGAUCAAAAAGACAACGUGAUAUUUCUCAAGGAGGAAUCUCGUCGGAACAGGAGGAUUAAUGACGAUCUCCAGGAAUUGUCAGUGACUGAUGAGACCCUAUCGGUUGAAAAAUUCGAUCACCUCUAUUUGUUGAAAACAGUGCUGAGAGAAACGCUUGAUGCUAUUAAUCGAGUCUCUGUCACCCUGGAUGUGGAAACGGCGCAUCCGUAUCUCGAGGUGUCUGAGGAUCGGAAGAGUGUGAGACGGACCCGGACCCGGUGGAAUCUCCCUGACACCGGGAAGAGAUUCACAUACUGGGAAUGUGUGCUGGGGUCGGAGGGAUUCACAUCGGGGAGACAUUACUGGGAGGUGGAGGUGACGGGGAUUCGGAGCUGGUGGCUGGGAGUCGCCGCAGAGUCUGUGGAGAGGAAGAGACGGGCCAUACUGAGACCGGAGACUGGAUUCUGGAUCAUCGGGCGGGUUGGUGACGUGUUACAUCGGGAUUAUGACGUGUUAUAUCGGUAUUAUGACGUGUUCCGUGGUCUCCCCUCCCCCUGGUCCCGUCUCGCUGCCGGUCCCAUCCCCGGAAGGAUGGGAGUUUAUCUCAGUUACGAGUCCGCGACAGUUUCAUUUUACAACGCGGAGACCAAGUCCCAUCUCCACACCUUCACUGGGAAUAAAUUCACGGGGAAACUUUAUCCUGUCUUUCGGACUGGGGAUGAAAACCAAUGGCUGAGAAUCUGCUCCGGUUCCGCUCCGGUCUGGAAACAGAUCGGGUCCCGGGACUGGCGGCAGGAGUGAAAUCCCUGUAAAUAUAAAUGUGCGGGGAGUGCAGCUAAAUACGUGGCUAUGGAAAUGGUGCAGGAGGGAGGGCUUCAUGUUUCUGGACAUUUGGGCUUUGUUCCCGGGAAGAUGGGGCCUGUUCCGACGGAACGGAUUGCGCCGAAACUGGACGGGGACUAACAUUCUUGCGGGUAGAUUUACUACAGCUGCUCCAGGGAAUUUAACCUAAAUUUGGAGAGGGAGGGGAACCAGAGUGUUAGAGCAGAUAGUGAGGUGGAGGAGGAUUAAUGUCAUGCGAGGACUGCAUGUGUAGACAGAAAUCAAAGCUUUAUACAUUAGAUUGUAAAUUGAUUUUCAGAACUUUAGAAAUUGCAGAAAACAAAGAUUUCCAAAAGAAAAUAAUGAAGCACAUGACAAGAACAUAUGUGAAAAAGUGGCUACUUCAGUUUUACACCUAUCGCAAUAAUUGUCUAUGUUAGGAAAUAUUUUGGAUCGUCUCUCCUUUGUUAAAUAGUAACAGUGAACAAUUUUAAAUUGAAUUAAACACUGAUUGGCACAUAUCAAAGAAGAAUUGACCAUCUUCAAUAACAAAGGUCAAAUUAAGUUAUCUCUCCCAAACUUGUUUAAUCUUUAGUGAUUAAGGGGAUCUUUUUGUUUUGCAGAUUUAUUUAUUUUUAUUAUAAUUUAUUUAGUAAUGGUCGAUUGAUGACUUUUGAAGAGUUAAUUAGCAAAUAUUCUCUCCCUCAUACACACUUACUGAAAUAUCUUCAGGUUAGACAUUUUUUACAAAAAUAGUUAUCUAAGUUUCCAUAUAU